AUGAAUAAUUCUAAUGAUAUUAAAAAAGAAGGAAAGAAAUUAAAACCUAUAAAUGUAUUUAGAGAUGUAGGAGAUAUAAAGAAGAAUGUAGAAGCAAAAGUAAAAAGAGAUGAAAGUAGAAAAAAGGAAGAAUCAAAAGAAUUUAGAAAUAAUUCUAAAAAAAAAAAAGAUAAGAAAGAAUCACAAAAAAAUGAUAAUCUAAGAAGAGAAAGUAUAAAAUUUAUAAAAGAAAAAGAUGAUAUCGAAAAGGAAGAUGAAAAUAAUGAAAUGAAAAUAGAUGAAAAACUUAAAAUAAAAAAAGAUAAUAUAAAAAAGAACAACUCAACAAGAAAAAAAAAAAAAAAAGAAAUAACAGAUGAAGAAAAAGAUAUAUUUGAAAAUAAGGAUAUGCAAAAAUCUUAUGAAUUAAAAUUAUUAGGAUAUAAUAAAGAUGUGCUAGCGAGUGGUAACAAUAUAAAUUAUUUUGAAGACAGAAGAAACAAUUCAAAUAAUAUGAAUAAUCCUUUUAAAUAUAUAAAUAAUGUUACAAAUAAAGCAUCUAUUAUGAAAAAUAAAAAAAAUAUGUUAGCAAAAUACAAAAUGAAAAUAUUAGAAGAAGAAGAAGAAAAAAAAAAAAAAAAAGAAGAAGAAAUAGAAGAAAUAGAAGAAAUAGAAGAAAAAAAAAAAAAAAUAAAUUACUUUGAUUUAAAGGAAAGGAAAAAAACUUCUAUUAUCGAAAAAUUUAAACAACAAGAGUUAAAAUCAUGGCAACAUUACUGGACACCCAUGUGCUUAAUUAUAACUUACUUAUGUAUAUCUAUAAUAUUUAUAGUAGUUGGUUGCAUAUUUAUUAUUUUAUCUACAACCAGAAAAGAAUGUAAGAUAUCCUAUGAAAAUUAUAAAGAUGAAUCGUUGAUUUUAGAAAUAAAUGAAAAUUAUUGUUAUGGACCAAAAAGACCAUUUAGAAAAAAUUCUUACAUUUAUUAUGAAUUAUAUAAUUUUCAUCAAAAUCAUAAAAAAUAUCUUAUAUCUAAAUCUCACAAUCAAUUAAUGGGAAAAAUAUAUACGAAAACUAGCGACAUAUCUCAAUGUACCCCUAUUACUCAAAAUAAAAAUGGUAAAGUAUUACAUCCUUGUGGUUUGAUAGCUAGAAGCGUAUUUAAUGAUACAUUUUUCAUAUACAAAGAUAACGAUUUGAAAGAAAUGAUAGAAAUAGAUGAAUCGAAAAAAGCAAUUACAUGGUAUAGUGACUAUAACAAGUUUAAAAAUCCAUCAGAAAGUGACAUGAAUGCACAUAAAGAAAAUGUGGAUUUCUGGUUAAUGGAUAAAAAAUAUAUAACAACUUUAAAUAUGAAUGAAGAAAACGGAUAUGGUGUAGAGAAUUCUCAUUUUAUUGUGUGGAUGAAAACAGCUGCUUUAUCAGAAUUCCGAAAAAAGUAUGCCAAAAUAAAAUCAGAAGUCAAGCUACCUUUUUAUGUAAAUAUAAAGAAUAAUUUUCCUGUUAAUGAAUUUAAUGGAAAGAAAUAUUUUAUUAUAGCAGAAGGUUCUGUUCUUAUUAAUGAAAAAGCUCAAUCAAUAGGUAUUCUGUAUCUACUUAUUGGAUUGAUUUCUCUUUGUAUUGCAAUUUGUCUUAUUUAUAAUCAAUUAAAACAUCCAAGAAUUAUAGGACAAAUAUAA
Molecule: messenger RNA, 1656 nt
Organism: Plasmodium gallinaceum
Lineage: Eukaryota; Apicomplexa; Aconoidasida; Haemosporida; Plasmodiidae
Product: conserved Plasmodium protein, unknown function
Exons: 2
Coding region: 1-1656 (551 amino acids)
Cellular component (GO): Golgi apparatus; endoplasmic reticulum; plasma membrane
Source: RefSeq, a predicted model, not a curated record